AUGGCUUCACCAUCGAAAAAGCGCAAGGUUCCCAUCAAAUCAAACAUACCAUUAAGGGUCCUAGACGCGCCAAGUUUGACUAACGACUUCUAUACCAAUGUUGUCUCGUGGAGUCGACAGUCCAAUCGAAUCGCUGUGGGGCUAGCUUCAGAGGUUUAUCUUUGGCGUGAGGAUGAAGUUGCUUGUCUCUUAGACCUCCCUGAAGGCCGCAGUGUUUCUUGCGUGAGCUUCUCAGACGGCGAGUAUAUAAUUGUGGGUACCAAGGAGGGAAAUGUAUAUUUGUUCUCGCAGCUCAGGUCCACAAUGUUGGACCAUUACUUCAAUCAAUCCAAUGGUGUUUGCUGCAUAGAAUGGUUCCCCAAUAAACCUAAUACUUUUCUCGCUGGAGAUGACAAUGGCUUAGUGUUAUGUAUAGAGAUCCUUCCUCCCGGAAAGCUCAACUUGAUUACCAAGUUUAAAUGCCACCAGCAACAGGUAUGUGGUAUAGCCAUUUGCUGUGAUGGUAAUCAAGCUGCAAUUGGUGGAAAUGACAAUUGUUGUGCAAUAUGGGACAUGAAAACUGUCACGCAGCCUAAACUCUUGUUUCAGCUUCCACAUCAAGCAGCUGUAAAGGCAGUGGCUUAUUGUCCUUGGUCAAAAUCGCUUUUAGCUACUGGUGGUGGGUCUAAAGAUCGAACUAUUCGUUUUUGGCAUUCCAAUUCUGGCACUCUUUUAAACACGAUUGAAGCCAGAGGACAGGUCACUUCGUUGAACUGGUCAAACAGGAAAAAACAGAUUACGCUGACGUUUGGAUUUGGUGAUACAAAGAAAUCGAAAUUAAUCAUCGUGUAUUCAUACCCACAAAUGGAGGAGUUGAUCCAGGUUGAUGCUGCUCCUAAUCUCAGAAUUCUUUCAUCUGCACUUUCACCAGACUGCAGUACACUUUGUGUUGCCUCAAACGAUGAGACUGUCAGGUUUUACCAAUUCUGGAACCCAGAUGAUAGCGUGAUAAUGGAAAGCCCAGAAGGUGGUGUUUUUGGUAGCGAUUUGAUCGAUCUCAGUGAAGGUAUGACCGAAAGAGGUGAUUCCAUCCGUUAA
This is a messenger RNA of Williopsis jadinii, 1077 nucleotides long. It is a transcript of the gene AMA1, whose product is annotated as Ama1p. The transcript has a single exon. Gene Ontology annotation, biological process: positive regulation of anaphase-promoting complex-dependent catabolic process; positive regulation of ubiquitin protein ligase activity; anaphase-promoting complex-dependent catabolic process. NCBI's taxonomy places the organism in Eukaryota, Fungi, Ascomycota, Saccharomycetes, Phaffomycetales, Wickerhamomycetaceae. Gene Ontology annotation, molecular function: ubiquitin ligase activator activity; anaphase-promoting complex binding; protein binding. The record is from RefSeq and is a predicted model, not a curated record. The coding region runs from base 1 to 1077 and encodes 358 amino acids. Gene Ontology annotation, cellular component: anaphase-promoting complex.